UUCGUAGCUUCGUGUAGCGCGGGAAACAAUUUAAACCUAAAGGAAGGGAUUUUAAACUAAAAAAACACAGUGCGUCGAGAAAUACCACCUCUUUUCUCUUAAAAAAAAUGCAACGAAAUGCAAAUAUUUAUGGACAAAUAAAAAGAAAAAAAGUGCCUUGAAUCUCGGUUUCAAUUGCGGCCAAAAGAAUCAGUUCCGGACCGUCAUUUAAGAAGCAACGUAAUGGACCACUGGAAACCGUUACAGUUUGAAGCAUAAUUAGAUUCUUGCUCUCGUUUUUUUUUGCCAAUAAAACACUUUGAUACUGAUCCUGUCAUAUGAAAGACUGUUGCUUACCCGGUAUAAGGUGUCGCGAUUCGGGGAAGAUAAAUUAGAUUUAAGCAAUACGGCCAGACUGUUCUAUUAGAAUAAAAAAGAGAAUUUAGGCGGUGAUGAAUGAAUUGCCAAAAGCGUAACAAAUUACCGUUUCGGGUAGAUUCAUCUGCAGCAGUCACAAUUCGCCAUACCAUCACAUGCCCCAUGCCAUCCACAAAAGAUUCCAAAGCUCAAGGUGAAGUGCACAUCUUGAGCCCGUGCUCGACGUAAGUGAUUGGAGUAAAUAAAUAAAUAGUUUUUUUUUUGCCUUCCACCCAAUUCUCCGACCCAGCUGCUGGUAUUAUCUGCGUUCUGAGUUUGUCCAAAAACCCCUGACGAUUCAAAUACGUUUCAACAUCCGAACGGUACACAUAUCGCAGCGGUCCGAACCAUGGGCUGGCAAGACGUAGCUUUUGUGCAAAUUUUUGUGCUCUCGGUGUUUGUCGUGUCUUGUUGGUCCGCUGCUGAGCAUCCCAAAGAUGAUUACGAGCAUAUGCCGCCACUGUUUCAAUAUGAAAAUUUAACCGACUGUUUUGAGCAAUAUCCCUCGAGCGUUUACUGUGUUGUGAAAACGGUUCUGAAACCUACGGCGGACUCCAAGAUAUGGCAGUCUAUAGAGAAAUACUCCAAAAACCCUUCCUACCACGACCAUUCGCUUCUCGAUCGAGGAAUGUGUGUAGCAGCGUGCAUAAAACUGGUGAACAGCUUAAACUCUUCGCACAAAGCCACUCUCGAUACGGAACCCCUCACGGUGAAACCCUACCAUCUUCUUUCGAUUCCGUCAGAACAAAACGGUCUUCCUCAACAUGAGGCUCGGUACGGUAGGAUCCUCAACAUCUGUGUAAACCACCACCUGCAGCAGCGUUACAAUCUGACCGGAUAUUCCGAGCUAGAACGAUGCACCACAGCGGAAUCCCACCGUCCAGCACUUGAUGCGUACCACGUGCUGUUCGGACUGAUCGUCGUGAUUCUUUGUGGAGCGGUUGGCUACGCUAGCUAUACCGAUUGGCGUGCCACCAAGCCACCGUCCGACAACAACAACGAAUCACCGAGACAGCGUGCUGAUGGCCUCUGGAUGGAGUUUUCACUCCGGCGAACCUGGUCCCAGCUGAUUGCCGCACCAAAGUCUAGCCUUCAGCGAGAUUUCGCUUUCGUUGAGAUCUUUCGCAUGCUGUCGGUGUUGAUCAUACUUGCCAUUCACGUGUCCAUGUGCUUUACGGCAGCACCGACGGCAAACAUGCGCCCACUGGAGGAGUUUUACGGGUUAAAGCUUUCGCUGAUCGCUGUAAGCGUGUUUCCGUUUCAGGUGCACACCUUUUUCACGAUCAGUGGCGUUAUGUUGGCGGUGCAUUUUCUCGAACAUGCCGCUUCGAAGGCGCACCGUAUCGGAUGGUCUUUCCUGUGGAAGGGCGUUGUGAUGCGUUAUGUUCGGAUUUUCCCCGUCCUGUUUGUGGUUUGGUUGUAUCAGGUGUCCUGGCUCGAUUGGUUUGCUCGGGGACCGGGGGACUAUAGAUACUUUGAGCUGGAGAAGGAUAACUGUCGCACUAAUGGAUGGCUGAACUUUUUGUUCCUCAACAAUUACUUUAAAUACAGCAAUAUGUGUAUGCAACAAACAUGGCACCUGGCAGCCGAUUUUCAGUUCUUUCUUGUUGGACUUCCCUUGCUGCUGCUGAUCAACCGUCAUCCACGACUGCUGGUACCGCUGCUAACUGCCACAACGAUCUUCUCCAUUGGAGCUCCUAUCGUGAACCUUUACCACCAUAAACUGCCUGGAGUUAUCCUUGCUAACUUCAAGCAACUCCGUUUCGUUUUCUACGCUCAUCCGGCCCUGAAAAAUGAUUACAUGCUGUCACAUCCACAUACCUGCAGCUACUUCAGUGGACUGUUCGCCGGGAUAGCGUACCAUCGCUAUAGAAAAGCUUCGGUCCCCGUCCUUACCAACGGAACUACUGCGUGGCUAUUGAAAUGGGUGCCACCAACGAUGGUUCUACUGCAGGCUAUUGUUUCUCCUCUAUUCUACGCGCUAGACUACAGUCAACCGAUGCUUUGGAAUGCAAUCUACGGAGCGGUUCAUCGAUGUUGCUGGGGUGCCAUGUGUGCGACGGGCAUUCUGUAUGGUGCAACGGUAUGGCAGGGACGUCACUCGUGGCUUCACUUCCAUCCUGUGCUUCAAAUGCUGAGCAAACUAUCAUUCGGUGUGUUUAUGGUGCAGUUUAACGUGCUGAAGAGUCUGACGCAAAAUGCUACCGGCAAUGGAAUUGACUUCACUUGGAAGAUUUUCUUUGAAUCUGUCGCCUACACGUGGAUCGUUUGCUACGCUAUAGCACUCGUACUAGCCCUGAUGGUCGAACUACCGGCAGCUGCCAUUUUCAAACGAUUGUUUGGAGCAACCAAAUCUCAACACGAUGGCAAGGAAAAGGAUGCUACAAAAUCGGAGUAAAGAGAGUUAAAUUGAAUGCUUAAUGCCAGCAGCCAAACCAGGGAUUUGUCUUAAAGCAAUUCUACGUUACUU
Molecule: messenger RNA, 2866 nt
Organism: Anopheles stephensi (Asian malaria mosquito)
Lineage: Eukaryota; Metazoa; Arthropoda; Insecta; Diptera; Culicidae
Product: nose resistant to fluoxetine protein 6-like
Exons: 8
Coding region: 746-2794 (682 amino acids)
Molecular function (GO): acyltransferase activity, transferring groups other than amino-acyl groups
Source: RefSeq, a predicted model, not a curated record